Messenger RNA from Scomber japonicus (chub mackerel), 4977 nucleotides. It is a transcript of the gene scd, whose product is annotated as stearoyl-CoA desaturase (delta-9-desaturase). Bases 181 to 1185 code for a protein of 334 amino acids. The transcript has 6 exons. The record is from RefSeq and is a predicted model, not a curated record. Gene Ontology annotation, biological process: unsaturated fatty acid biosynthetic process; response to fatty acid. Gene Ontology annotation, molecular function: palmitoyl-CoA 9-desaturase activity; stearoyl-CoA 9-desaturase activity; iron ion binding. Gene Ontology annotation, cellular component: endoplasmic reticulum membrane. Lineage: Eukaryota; Metazoa; Chordata; Actinopteri; Scombriformes; Scombridae.
UUGGUCAACUGCUUCUCGAGGCACCUCCAGCUCCAGCUGCCAUCGAUGCGUCCGCUGCAGAGUCGACUAUCACUCUCCCUUUUUCUGUUAGUUUUGGGUUGAGCAGACCGGCGACAUCACCGUCUAACAGCUCUCCUCUCGUUUAGCUUCUGUCAGAGCAUCACACAGACCGCAGCCACAAUGACGGAGGCGGAGGCGUUGGAGAAGAAGCAGCAGCACAAGCCCAGCAAUGGAAAUGUUCUUCCAGAGGCCACCAGAGAAGAUAUGUUUGAUCACACAUACAAAGAGAAGGAAGGCCCCAAACCUCCCACGAUCAUCGUAUGGAAAAAUGUCGCCUUGAUGAUUGUGUUACAUUUAGGUGCCCUGUACGGCAUGUGCCUCAUCCCUUCAGCAGCUCCUUUGACCUUGCUUUGGACCUUUCUUUGUUUUUUGACAAGUGCUUUAGGAGUUACUGCAGGAGCUCACCGCCUGUGGAGUCACAGAUCCUACAAGGCCACAUUACCUCUAAAGAUCUUUCUUGGUGUUGCUAACUCCAUGGCAUUUCAGAAUGAUAUCUUUGAAUGGGCUCGAGACCACAGGGUUCAUCACAAAUAUUCCGAGACAGAUGCCGACCCUCACAACGCUGUCCGGGGCUUCUUCUUCGCUCACAUUGGCUGGCUUUUAGUGCGCAAACACCCUGACGUCAUUGAGAAAGGCCGCAAGCUGGAGCUCAGUGAUCUGCUGGCUGACAAAGUUGUAAUGUUUCAAAGAACGUAUUACAAGCCCUCUGUGCUGCUCAUGUGUUUCUUCAUCCCCAUGUUUGUGCCGUGGUACUUCUGGGGAGAGACUCUGUGGGUGGCAUACUUUAUCCCGGCUGUGAUGAGGUACACCAUGGUGCUGAACGCCACGUGGCUGGUCAACAGUGCGGCUCACAUGUGGGGAAACAGGCCCUAUGACAAGAACAUCAACCCCAGGGAGAACAAGUUUGUCACGCUCAGCGCUAUAGGAGAAGGAUAUCAUAAUUACCACCACACAUUCCCUUAUGACUAUGCAACCAGUGAGUUUGGCUGCAAGUUGAACCUUACCACUUGUUUCAUCGACUUCAUGUGUUUCUUGGGCUUGGCCAAGGACUGCAAGAGAGUGUCCCGUGAGGUGAUCAUGGCCCGAAUGCAGCGCACUGGAGAUGGGAGUCACCGGAGUGGCUAAGAUUAACAAAGUGUGAUCAGCUUCAAGGCAAAGAAGGAAAUCGAAAAGAAGACGCUUCACAGUCCUUUGACAGCUAUACAUUUCUCAUUCUCUGAGGAUAACAGUCCGCUUCAUGAGGGCCUUGACCACAUUUUGCUUGUUUUUGUGGUUUUUGUAGCUGUAACUUAAGAAAUUCUUUAAAGAUGGAUAAAAAAACACACAUUUUGCUAAGCUCUUGGCCUUGGUUUCUAUUGUUCAGUCAGGCUAAGGUCUUGCAAAGAUGUUUUAGAUUUUGAAGUAGAUUCAUUUUAAAAGUCAACUUCAUUCUCCGCUGUUUUGCCACUUUGGUGUGCAUUCUUCAUGCAAGGUCAGUCAUGUAGCCAAUCAUUUUUAUGUAAGUAUUACUCAAUUAUUAAUCAACAAGUGGAGCACUCAACUAUAGAGUGACAAUGUUUCAACUGAUAUGGUCCAUUACUGAUUGGAGACUGUUGCCUUUUAUUGCUGAUUACAGCAAGAUUUUACAGUUCUGAUGUAAAUUAACUUUUUGAGCGCUCUUAAGAUCUGGAGAAAAAAAAAAAGUGAUUUGGCUUUAAGAAAAUAUGAAAAUAUGGCACAUAAUGGAGAUGUGAGGGAACCCAGACCAUCUUCCUUUGACCUGACAACCAGCAUGCCAAAACUGCAUGGAAACCCAGCCGUGCAGCUGCAUGUUUCUGUGCAUAACUUGGUUGUCUUCUGCAGAAAACCAAAUACGUAGAAGGUGUAGAGAGUUUAACACAGAGAUAGUCUGUGUGAUGAUUGGAUCAAGAGUUCUCAGGACAAUAUAGGGGCACAUUUAUCAUUAAAUCAAAACUGCCAUUCAAGAUUAACACUAAAUGAUAAAUGUCAUUUUAACUUGGAGCAAUGCGAUGCUUUAAUUGGCUUUUUUUGUGUUUUUAAUAGAUAUUUAGUGCCAAUUUUGUGACAUUUUUAUAACCAUCUCUACGGUCCACUAGAGCACACUAAGUCGAUAUUGCUUCAUGAUUGUGGAAGUUUUUUAACCUUGUGGUGUCGGCGCGGCUUCGCUUCCUCUCAAGACUUUAUGCAACAACGUCCCUCUUUUGUCCUGAAACAUCUGCAGCAGAGACCACCGGUUGAUGUCAUUGGUCGACGCAGCAGCCAGUCACGCGACAGUCCUGGUGUUACAAAACAAAUGGCCACCCAUGCACGAUGAUAUUACUGUAGGUGCCGUACUGAGGUGUUCUGUCGGCAGAACCGCAUCUAUUUUUGUAACAUGCUGCAGAGCUGCAUCACUUUUGGAUCACCAGAACUGUUGCCGUGGUGACUCGGUGGUGAGACGGGGGUCUGGUUUCCCUUUGAUGUCCUGCAAAGGCUGAUUGUCAUUGAAAAAUUUCAGGUGCAUCAAUGUUAAUGUUCAUCUUUGAGUCUGUUGUGCGGAAUGCUUAUAUUAUCUUAUUUAUGUAUUUAUUUCGUUUUUUUUUUUUAUUGACAUAAAAUUAUUGCUCAAACCAGAACCAGUUUCUGCAUUCCAAGAUUUGGUAAACAGUCUCAUAAAAUAUAUCAAAUUUAGGCACCUUAUUUUUUUUUUCCUAAGAGUCAGGAUACUACCUAAUGCCUUAUGACUUGAAUCCAUUCCUGAUCUUCAUGUCCUGUCAGUUUUAAAAAAAAAAAAAAAAAAAAAAAGGCUCAAGAAUCAGAAAAUGAAUCUGACCGAGGUCCAUGUUUACAGGCCGAAGCACCAGGUGGAACAUUGCUUUUAUUCUUAAACCAAACAAGCAUUUUUAAGUUAGGCCCAACUUGGCAUAGCAAUGGCAACACCGAGGUGCUGUAAAUGCAAAUAGAAGACAGAUGUUCGCUCUGAAGAAUCAGAUACAAAUGGGUUCAAUCCCCGAGAUUUAACUUGCAAAAAUACAACCCCCCCCCCCCCCCCCCGAUGGAUGUGCCAACUAGUUUUUAACCCAUCACAGCAUCUCCAUGUUUAAAAGUUCCAAAACGAAAAAAGUGCCGUCACGAGGAAUGUUCUGAUGAGCACUUACCAAACACCCUGAUGAUAUCACAAGCCAUGCAAACAACUCCUGCUGUUCAGAGCGCCAAAAUCAACAUUUUCCUAAUAUGACAAAGGAGAUCAAAAGGUUGUCAGUCUGAAUGAUUAUGUCAAACUGUAACUCUAUUCUGAAAUAAUAUUCACAAUAUUUUCAAUACACUCGUAAUUCCAUAAACAGUUGUUGCUCUUCUUUUUUCUUAUUUCAUAUACUCUCCCUUCACUUUCUCAGAUUUAAAGCUGCACUGUACAUAUUCUUGAGUUUUUUCUGAACUGGCUAGAGAGCUUCAUUUGCCACAUUAUAUAUUUGGCCUUUUGCUUUUCAAUAUGUUUGGCACAACUAGAGUCUGGUACAAAUUUAAAACUCCUAUCUGCCAUCUGGACCUCUACUUGUAAUUUAUAGGUUAUGUUUAUAGGUGAUAUGACUUGUCAGAGUUGUAUUCAUUUUGAAUUACAUUAAUUAGCUUAAAGCAUGUUUGAGCAAUGUAAAGAUCACAAUCACAUUUUGACUACCUGCAAACAGGAAGUAUUUAAUCUUGAUUGUUGUGAAGCAUUUAGGGGGCCAGAAACUGUCAGGGCAUCACAGUGCUGGAGAUGAAGCUUUCUGUUUGCUGUUUUCUGUUUGACUCGAAAGUAGAGUGUUGAUGCCGCAGUAUAUUUUAAGUGUGACCUUUCACACAAUUUACAAUACACUGCAGACACCCAGUGUACUAAUACUGAGAAACAAAAAGGAAGUCAGAGUCAGAUGUGGAAAGUACCCAGAGGCAUCUACUGCAACUUUAUACUGCACUUCCACUCUAAUACACUUCAGAGGGAAAUAUUCUACUUUAUUACUCGGCUGCUGCAUUUUUUCUUCAUAUUUUAAAAUCACUACUGGAUUCAUUUUAGAUUAAGAUUUCACACACACACAACACAUAUGAUCAGCUAAUAAAACAUGAUGAAACUUUAGCUCUGCUUUCACCAGCUACAUUGACUUCCUACUUACACCUCAUGCAUUAGUAAUAUAGAGUAUCAUAUGGUACAGUCUGUACAGCGCAUGCUUUAACUUUUGAUGAUUAACAGCUGAAAUAUUUCUUAUCUUUUUUGCUGAUUGAUGUAAUUAUUUUCCCAAUUCAUUGUUUUGUUUAUAAGAUGUUGGAAAAUAAUGAAGGUAUCCUAUUGAAAAUGUCUUGUUUUGUCCAACUAGUAGUCCAAAACCCACCCACCCCCCUUAAAGUGAUCAGUAAACUAUUAUAUAACAUCACAAGAAGUAUUCACAUUUAAGAGUCUGGAGUCAGUAAAUGUUUCAGUACAGAAGCUUUACUUGUAUAAGGGUAUUUUUACAUUGUGGUAUUGCAACAUUUACUUAACUAAAUGACCUGAAUAACCCUCAACCGGUCCUGUAAGUAAGAGGGAGGCAAAGGAUGGCAAUCUGCAGUUUUUUCUGGUAGGAAUCUAGCUGGGAUUUGUCUGGGGGGAUUUUCUGUUCCUCUGCUCAGGGUUUUUGCCUUCUGUGGUAAAAAAAAAAAGAGAUGAACAACAUCCAGUUUUCUGCUGACAUGAGUAGGCAAGUCAAAUAUAUCCCAACUAUUUAAUAGUGCCCGUUAUUAGCCUCUCACUUGCAGAUGAAUAAAGCACUCUCAAGAUGUGUAUAAUGGUUUACACAGGGCAGGGAGGAAUGUAGGACCGGCGUGUUCACAGGAGACUAGUUUAGGCUAUUGCGUCACACUUUCUCUGGUUGAGGAAGUCUGACAAGUUAUAAUUGAUUCCAGUUCAUCCCCCCCCCCCCCCCCCCC